CAAAAGCAAAAAUCUCUUAAGAUAAAUUAAAAAAAAAAAAAAAGAAAAAAAUAUAUAUAUAGUGUAUAUUGUUAAAAAAUGUGUUGUGUUAUCGAUAUCAGUUUGAAAUAAAUCAGCUACAGUCGUGACUUUCGUUACGUUACGUUGCAUUACGUUUUCGCUUACGCUUACGUUCCAUUAAAUUUCCCUCGUUCCCCGUUUACGUUGAAAUUCAUUUCCCCCUUCUUUCUGCUGCCAUGUGUCGAUCAACAGCAUAAAGCAACGUAACGAGUUCUUGGUUUGGUUGACAGUCUGGCAACGCCAUUGCCCUUUGAAGUGAGAAAGCAUUUUUGAUUCAUGCCGUUAGCCGCAGAGCGCAGAGACGAGCCGUCGAGCAGUUGCCAGGAUACGGUUAGAGCUUCGCAGCUGACGCUGAGGCAGCUGAAACAGCUGAAGCAGGCGAAAAUCGACACGACACACGACAUAUUAAUGAUGAUGAUGGGGCCAUGAGCCCAUCAUUUAUCGCAUUGAAUUGGAGUCGCAAGCGCGUCUCAAGCGGGCCUGCACCAUGCUAGCACCGCCGAACCCGAGGUCAAUAUGCGGCCAGGACCCGGGCUGGUCGUGAUGGCGCUUGCGUUUAUUUCGGGGGCUCGGCGUGCCAGCACCACCAAUACCAUCAGCAGCGGCAGCAGCAGCAGCAGCAGCCGUUCGAUAACAACACCAAUAACAACAACAACACCAGGAACAACAACAACAGGAAUAGGAACAGACGCAACAACACAAUCGGCAACUCACUUACCGUCCAGCUACGAUUCGACCAGCAGUGGAGAAGCUGUUGGUGGCGGCUUCUCAUAUCUGCUGCCAGGAUUGCACGACGGUAGCCCCGGUGACGCCCCCGCCCACAUCUUGCCGUUGCUCCAAUUUGAUUAUUAUCAGCGGCGGCCCGCAUUGCAUCCGCCAGACGAAACGGUGCGGCGCGCUCGAAGUCUCGAAAGGGGCAGAGGCACCGAGGCGACGGCGACGGCGGCGGGGGCGCCGGAGUCCAGUGAGGCAACGCUCAUUAGCGAGAGAGACGAGGAGCAGGAGCAGGAACAGGAACAGGAACAGGAGCAGGAGCGGGAACAGGAGGAGGAGCAGGAGGAUAGUAGUGGACUGCCGGUGCAAUACGCGUCAUCGCGUGCGUUUGACGAGGAGGCGGACGAGGACAUCUUUGCGCUGGUCGCCGAGGACGAUCUGUUCUCGGAGGAAUCAUUCGACCGGUUGAUAAAGCUGAGCGAGGACGCAGCCACCGAAGAGGAGGAUUACAAUCAAGCACUAAGCCAGCAGCAACAGGAGCAAGAACAGGAGCAGGAGCGGGAGCAAGAUCAGCAGCAGGAACAGCAGCGGGAAACGAAAAGGGAAAGGGAACAGGAGCGAGAACGGGAAACGGUGCAGCAGGACGAAAGUCGUUUGGUCGAUGAGAGCGUGCUGCAUGCGCAACACAACGAGAACGAGAACAAGAAGCAGAAAGAGAAGGAGAGCUACAGCAGCAGCAGCAACAACAACAAGCGAGAAACAGGCGAGGAGCAGGAGCACCGAGCUAACGACGCCUAUGCGUCGCGUCUAAUCGGAUUAGGCCAAAGGGACGGCGGCACAAAUCCAACAACCGCAACAGAAACAACGAGUGGAGCGGCGGGUGAGAGCUCGGCAAACGGAGCGCCUGUAGAUCUACGUAGGUCCAUACUCGGCUCUGCAACAGCUCUAACACGCCUUAAUCCUUGGAUAUCAGCUUGUGAUCUGGCACAGCCGGGCUCAACCGGCACCGAUUUGCAGGGUCAGUGCUCGGCUGGCACACUGCCCAUGGCCUGGGUUGAUGAGGGACCUGGUCCGCCAAUCUGUCCGCGUUCCUGUGCCGAACAGCAGCCAAUGGAAAGCAGCAUCGAUAAUAAUAAACUCAAGUAUUUCAUAAAUGCAAAUACGAUUAACUAUAAGACGACGCAUAAUCGCAACAGCAACAGCAACAGCAACAACAACAACAAUAACUUAAAGGCCAUGUCUCGAGUGCGACGCGAUAGGCAAUGGGAUGAGAAUGUUGUUGUUGUUGACAGUGGCCCAACGGAGGCGGCAGCAACAACAACCACAACCGAGCAGGAGUUGGAUGAUGUGGAGCAGGAGCAGGAGCAGGAGGCGAGCAGCACGCCCAGCAGCAACAUUGAGGAUGAGGCGAUUAGACUGGAUGGGGAUCAGUCUACAUUGCUCUAUAGCCAACUUCAGACACACGAACAACUCAGCGUCAACGAACACCAACAACAACAACAACAACAACAACAACAGCAACAACAACAGUGCCUUGAUUACCUGGGCGAUGCAGCCGAGACGAGUCCACAGCAUCUGUGCGGCCUGCGCUCACCUGGUCAGCUGCUCGCCCGCCUGCGCACCCUUCGACUGCGCCAUUGCUGUGAACGUAGCGUGUUCAGUGCUCUUCACACAUUGGCUCUAAAUGUGACGCUCUCGGAUCGGGACGAGUGCAUUCGAUUGCUGAGCGAUCUGCUCGACGUGGAUGCGCUGGCCAAUCGCAUCACCUGCGAGCUGGCCGAGAUUCUGUUUCGCUUCGACUGCCGGCAGGUGUAUUCGCUGGUCAAUCAGUGCGAUGACUGCAAGGAAGCUUAUCGUCGCUGGGUCUGCAGCACGCUGGUGCCGUAUUUCGCUGAGCCGCAGGAUGUGGAUGCAGCGCCAAAGCCGACGUCGACGGCGACGCCGAUGCCAACGUCAGCGGCAAACGAUGAACUCGCCAUGCCGCGAGGGUCAGCUGCAAAGACAAUGCCCGCGGGCAAAAGUAAGCGUGCGGCACGAACUGUGAGCGCAGCAGCAGGAGGAGGAGGAGGAGGAGGAGGCGGAGCUGGAGGAGGAGCUGCCGCUGCUGCUGCCGCCGCUGCUGCUGUUGGUGGCACGGGCAAUGGCAUCAAGCAUAAAUCUCAGAAAUUAAUCAGCAAUAACAAUAAAUCAAAUAACGGCAAUAACAUGAACGAGCGUCAGAUUAAUCAACAGCAUGACGAGGACAAUGAGCCCCGCAUUGAGCCGCAAACAAAGCUCUCGACGUUCUACGAUGUCGUUGGCGUUGGCCAUGCCCAGACGCUAGCCCACGCCCAAGUUCCGGCCCCAGUUCACAGUCAGUUCCAGUUCCAGUUACACAACAACAACAGCAACAGCAACAGCAACAGCCAUAGCCGAGCUGCCACGGCUCAGCGCGAGGAGGAAGAAGAACAAUUCAAUAAUUUCAUAUCGACUGCCAAUAAUGCGGAUCCCAGUGCAGCGGAUCCAGUGAUAUCAAAACUACAAAAGAGAUCAACACGCAAGGCAGAGUUCCGCAAACGCCGUAGGAUUCGACCCUGCCUUAGCGUCUGCCAAACCGUCGAACAAAAGUGCCCCUAUCUGCUGCCCGCCGACCGCGCCCCCGCGCUCCCCACCCAAUAUGCCGGCGAGCCGACAUUCGUAUGCCUAGAUCAAAAUAUACCGGAGACUGGAGAACAGCUGAAGAAGUCGAGCUACGGCCCCAACGACUGCUGCUACAGCUACUGCAACGGACCCACUGAGGGCAUCUGCACCAUCUGCCCGGACUUUGCGCCCGCCUUCGGCUCCCCCCACGGCAACAGAAGCAGCAGCAGCAGCAACUCGAGCUCAAGCGGUCAUCGGGUGCACAACAUCACGUUGACGCUGAGCUCCCCGGCGGGGGAGCAUGCGCGUGCUGCGAGCGUCUCGCUGGCCUUGCGGAACAUCUCGCGGACGAAGGGGGAGCAGGGAGCUGGCUGGCUGCUGGAGCAGCUGCCGUAUUAUGUGAACUACGAGAGCGUCUACUACUAUGACGACGAUGACGAGGGCAGCGAGAUGCCGGAGCGAGCGCUGUCCGGCGGCUGUGCGGCGGUGCCGUCAGUGACAAGCCGCUGUGAUAUACCCUAUUAUGCAUCCGGUGUGGCGCCGACGCCGCCGACGCAGCUGCUUGUCUGGCUGAGCGCGCUGCUCGGUCUGUUGAGCAGCUGUGGCGCUGGGGCGGCGCGACAGCGUUGCAGUGGGCGUGCCCAGAGGGCGGCCGCGGCAGCGGCAACGGCAGCAACAGCGGUCGCAGUUGCGGAACGUGUGGACUCGUGUCCGGGCAGCUGCCAUGAGCUGUUAGCGAACAGUCCAAGUCCAAGUCCGAGUCCAAGUUCGAGAAAGCGAGACGGAAAUGGAGCCGGAAGCGGAAGAGGAAGGGGAAGGGGAAGAGGAAGGGGAAUCGGAGCCGGAAGUGCAAGCUUCACUGCCACACACAACAGACACAAAUGGGCGUGGCCAUGGGAAUGGGCAUGGGCAUGGUCGGGGGCAUGGGCAUGGGCAUGGUCAUGGCUGUGGGCAUGGUCAUGGCUAUGGUCAUGGCUAUCGAUGAAAUGCCGCCAAGUGCGUUAUCUACGCGUAUCGCGAGACCGUAGUCGUAUAAUUAACUAUAAACACAUACAGCUGCAGCUGCAGCCACAGAUACGAAACAGACGUUGCACGAGCGAUAGGAAUAGAUAUGAUAGAAAUUACCGUUACAUCUACUAUUACAACUACAACAUCAACGAUUGGUGGCGGAGAUGGAAGUGGUUAGGCAGCGAUGGUCGAACGGUGACCAUCAUCUCAAAGGGCGCCUUAUAGUGCACAGAGAAAUACUUACCCACACACACACACACACACACGUAUACACAGAGCAAAACACAUUGCGAAUUUUCACAGAGAUUUGCAGUUCAGCAAAAAUGAAGAAAAACAAAUGAAAAGAAACCCCCAAAGGAAAAAAAAAAAAAAAAAUGUCAUUAAUUGUAUUUCGUACUCUAGAAAAUUACUCGUAAUGCUAGCUAAUUAAAAAAAAAAAAAAAAAAUCAAGUUGAGUGUAAAAAAAAAAAAAAAAUAAGAAAAUAACAAAGAAAAUUUGCAGGUCGUUUCGCCUGCCAAUUUGUUUUGAAACGGAAAAUUCAAUGAGAGAAAAUGAUAAAUGGGCAAGGAAAUU
Messenger RNA from Drosophila mojavensis, 4975 nucleotides. RefSeq lists its product as uncharacterized. Lineage: Eukaryota; Metazoa; Arthropoda; Insecta; Diptera; Drosophilidae. The transcript is spliced from 5 exons. Gene Ontology annotation, biological process: calcium ion import across plasma membrane. The record is from RefSeq and is a predicted model, not a curated record. Gene Ontology annotation, molecular function: stretch-activated, monoatomic cation-selective, calcium channel activity. Gene Ontology annotation, cellular component: plasma membrane. Bases 577 to 4626 code for a protein of 1349 amino acids.